Messenger RNA from Oreochromis aureus, 2777 nucleotides. It is a transcript of the gene stat1a, whose product is annotated as signal transducer and activator of transcription 1a. Bases 150 to 2459 code for a protein of 769 amino acids. Gene Ontology annotation, biological process: type I interferon-mediated signaling pathway; response to peptide hormone; regulation of transcription by RNA polymerase II. The transcript has 25 exons. Gene Ontology annotation, molecular function: RNA polymerase II cis-regulatory region sequence-specific DNA binding; DNA-binding transcription factor activity, RNA polymerase II-specific. Lineage: Eukaryota; Metazoa; Chordata; Actinopteri; Cichliformes; Cichlidae. The record is from RefSeq and is a predicted model, not a curated record.
UUUCCGUAAAGUAAGCUGCGCCACUGGAGUAGAAAAAAGGUAGGAGAGCUGUGUGGCUUGUUUCUGGCACAUUUAGGGACUCAAGCGUUUUCGGAAACACAACUUACUUCCUGUGGAAGCUUAUACACGUUACCUUUACAUUAAAGAAGAUGGCGCAGUGGGGCCAGCUUCAGAUGCUGGACAGCAAAUACCUGGAGCAGGUGGAUCAGCUGUACGAUGACUCGUUCCCCAUGGACAUCCGGCAGUACCUGAGCAAGUGGAUCGAAAGCAUCGACUGGGACACGGUGGCCAUGCAGGACUCUCUGGCCACUGUUCGUUUCCACGACCUUCUCGCUCAGCUGGACGACCAACACAGCCGCUUCGCUCUGGAGAACAACUUCCUGCUGCAGCACAACAUUCGCAAGAUCAAGAGGAACUUGCAGGAUCGCUUCCAGGAAGAUCCCGUCCACAUGGCCAUGAUCAUCUCCAGAAACCUGAAGGAGGAGCUGAAGAUACUGGAGAUUGCAAAGAGCACCGAGGAUGAGACCGAUGGGGCAGUGUCGGCCAUGGUGGUGGAGAAACAGAAGCUGGACAACAAAGUGAAAGAGAUGAAGCACAUAGUCCAGGUGGUGGAUCAGAACAUUAAGAACGUAGAAGACCUGCAGGACGAGUACGACUUCAAAGUCAACACACUGAAGAACAGAGAGAAUGAAAUGAACGGCAUGACGGUGAAGGAGCUGGAGAAGGAGAAGAUGACAGUUGGGAGGAUGUGCUUUGAGCUGAAAGCCAAGCGUCAGGACGCUGUAGUCGGGCUGAACGAGCUGCUGAACAUCACUCAGGCCCUGCUGGCAGAGUUGAUCUCCGAGGAGCUGCCCGACUGGAAGCAGCGUCAGAAGAUCGCCUGCAUCGGUGGCCCGCCCAACGCCUGCGUGGACCAGCUGCAGAACUGGUUUACGGCAGUAGCGGAGAGUCUGCAGCAGGUCCGUCAGCACCUGAAGAAGCUGCAGGAGCUGGAGCAGAAGUUCACUUAUGAGAACGACCCCAUCACAGGGAAGAAGGCUUACUUGGAAGCCCGAGCUCUGGAGCUCCUCAAAAACCUGCUCUCCAACUCUCUAGUUGUAGAGAGGCAGCCUUGCAUGCCCACCCACCCACAGAGACCACUGGUGUUGAAAACAGGCGUCCAGUUUACGGUGAAACUUCGGUUUCUGGUGAAACUGCAAGAGUUUAACUACCAGCUCAAAGUCAAGGCCCUGUUUGAUAAGGAUGUUACAGAGAAGAAAGGGUUCAGGAGGUUUAACAUUUUGGGGACAAACACCAAAGUCAUGAACAUGGAGGAGUCCAACGGCAGUCUGGCAGCAGAGUUCAGACAUUUGCAACUCAAAGAACAGAAAGGACCUGGAAACAGAACAAAUGACGGUCCUCUGAUCGUCACCGAGGAGCUCCACUCGCUCAGCUUCGAGUCGGAGCUGCAGCUCAACCAGUCCGGACUCGACAUCAAACUUGAGGCCAUUUCUCUCCCCGUGGUCGUCAUCUCCAACGUCUGCCAGCUACCCAGCGGCUGGGCCUCCAUCCUCUGGUACAACAUGCUGACCACGGAGCCCAAAAACCUGAAGUUCUUCCUCUCCCCUCCUGCGGCGAAGUGGUCUCAGCUCUCCGAGGUGCUCAGCUGGCAGUUCUCCUCCGUCACCAAGCGAGGCCUGAACCAGGAGCAGCUCAACAUGCUCGCUGAUAAACUGCUCGGAACCAAAGCUCAGAGGAACCCGGAGGGACUCAUCCCCUGGACCAAGUUCUGCAAGCAGCAGAGCGCAAACGAGAAGGCGUUCCCUUUCUGGUUGUGGAUUGAAGGUAUCCUGGAUCUGAUCAAAAGACACCUGCUGUCCCUCUGGAACGAUGGCUGCAUCAUGGGAUUCAUCAGUAAAGAGAGGGAGAAGGCUCUGCUGACUGACAAGUGUCCGGGCACCUUUCUGCUCAGGUUCAGCGAGAGCAGCCGGGAGGGAGCCAUCACCUUCACCUGGAUCGAACACGACGUCCACGACAAGCCGGUCUUCCACUCCGUGGAGCCGUACACGAAGAAGGAGCUUUCCGCCGUCUCGCUCCCCGACAUCAUCCGCACCUACAAGGUGAUGGCAGCGGAAAACAUCCCAGAGAACCCGCUUCGCUUCCUCUACCCCAACAUACCCAAAGACAAGGCCUUUGGGAAGUACUACCCCAAACCAUCAGAGGCUGCUGAACCGAUGGAGUUUGAGGACACGGACAAGACUGGCUACAUGAAGACGGAGCUCAUUUCGGUUUCAGAAGUUCAUCCGUCCAGGCUGCAGGACAACAUGAUGCCGAUGUCUCCGGACGACUACAAGGCUCUGGAGCAGUACGUGAGCCCCAGAGACAUUGACGCUGUGGUCUGCUUUCAGGCCAACAGUCUGCUGGAUCUCGAAGACUUUGACCAUCAGAUGAGUGCAGCAGACUUUCGAGAUGGAAACUGAAGGGAAGUCAUAUUCCUUUGACCUUCAUUCUUCUCCUUGUACUGUACUUUUCACCAGAGGUCAUCAGAUUAUGUACUCCUCUUAGAUUCCUGUACGAUUUUGACAGCACGGUCACCUUUCAGAAACAGAAAAUUUUCUCCUUUUUAUUUGUACAUAGUGUUUCUUUUCAAUUAACUGUGAACUUUAAAGCCCUCAGUAUCCCCUGCUGUAAAACUGUAGCAUUUACAAUGUGAUUCUGCUUGCUUCAUGAGAAAUUAUCAUCAUAAAUGACUGUUUGGAUUCAUUUUAUCACUAUAAUAAAUGCUUGUAUUAAAAUGA